Molecule: messenger RNA, 1473 nt
Organism: Helianthus annuus (common sunflower)
Lineage: Eukaryota; Viridiplantae; Streptophyta; Magnoliopsida; Asterales; Asteraceae
Product: serine/threonine-protein kinase SRK2I
Exons: 9
Coding region: 286-1368 (360 amino acids)
Biological process (GO): intracellular signal transduction; protein phosphorylation
Cellular component (GO): nucleus
Molecular function (GO): protein serine/threonine kinase activity; ATP binding
Source: RefSeq, a predicted model, not a curated record
UGGCGACCAAACUAUAGCCAAACGGCGUCGUAGUACACGUCCAACUUCAACAAAACGCUGUCGUAUUGCUCGGUUUCCCUUCCCCCAUCCCAAAUCCGUCCUUAUCAGUCCUCCAACCUGUGCUCUGCUAGCAAUGCAAUAAUAUUUAUCUCCCUACAAUUCCCCAACACUUACGUUUAUGUGUGCAUGCUGAUCAUACAUACAUACCGUUUGAUAACGAUUGUUGGUAACUAACUAACUGGUGAUUGUAAUGAGAUUUUGUUUUUUGGUUUUUGAGGCCAGAAAAUGAAUAUGGAUCGGCCUAUGGUGAAUCCGGGAAUGGAGAUGCCCAUCAUACACGACAGUGACCAGUACGAUUUUGUUCGGGAUAUCGGGUCGGGUAAUUUCGGUGUCGCAAGGCUUAUGAGAGAUAAACGGACCAGAGAGCUUGUUGCAGUUAAGUAUAUUGAGAGAGGGGAAAAGAUAGAUGAAAAUGUUCAAAGGGAAAUCAUCAAUCAUAGGCCUUUGAGACAUCCUAAUAUAGUGCGGUUUAAAGAGCUUAUAUUGACCCCGACUCAUCUAGCAAUUGUUAUGGAAUAUGUCGCGGGAGGGGAGCUAUUCGACAGAAUUUGCAACGCAGGCCGCUUCAGUGAGGAUGAGGCCCGGUUCUUCUUCCAACAAUUGAUAUCUGGGGUCAGCUACUGUCAUGCUAUGCAAGUUUGUCAUCGAGACUUGAAGCUAGAAAACACAUUAGUAGACGGAAGCCCUGCUCCCAGAUUGAAGAUAUGUGAUUUUGGUUACUCAAAGUCUUCUGUCCUGCAUUCACAGCCAAAAUCAACAGUUGGAACACCAGCAUACAUUGCUCCAGAAGUGUUAGCUACUCAAGUAUAUGAUGGCAAGAUCGCAGACGUGUGGUCGUGUGGGGUGACACUAUACGUCAUGCUUGUUGGUGGCUAUCCUUUUGAGGAUCCAAAUGAGCCAAGAGAUUUCAGGAAAACUAUACAUAGGAUUCUACAUGUUCAGUAUUCAAUUCCAGAAAAUAUUGAAAUAUCACCUGAAUGUCGCCACCUGCUUUCGAGAAUCUUCGUUGGUGACCCUGCACAGAGAAUCACAAUGGCGGAAAUAAAAACACACGAAUGGUUUCUGAAGAACAUGCCUGCAGGUCUGAUGGAUGAAACCAAUCAGUUUGAAGAGCCUGAUGAACCUAUGCAAAGUGUGGAUUCAAUCAUGAAGAUAAUAUCUGAGGCUACAAUCCCGUCAGUUGGUCUUUAUAAUGACCUAGAUAUGAUGGACGAUGAUCUAGAUAUGGACCUAGAUCUGCAUGACUUUGACUCUGACCGCGAAGACCUUUAUAUUGACAGCAGCGGUGAAAUCGUGUACGCUAUGUGACCAAUCAAGCUUAUAUGUAUCAAAGAUGUAUACGAACACGAAUAUUGGCUUAUGGUUUAUGUAUGUGUUGCAAUUGUGUUGUAUAUAAAACUUGAAAUGGAAACA